CUGAGCCACUUGGCAGGCUUUCAGGCAUCUGAAAGACUUUCUGGGAAACCCACUUUCCUGAGAAAAACCGCAGGUGGGAGCGGUUUCCUCGGCACAGAAGGGCAGGGCUGACCACUGCCAGCCCACCUUCCUGCAGCCGGGCUAACAGGGGCACGGCGGAGCGGCGCGCACCAAGCGGGCAGUUCAACGCAACUCCCCAGAAAUGGACAACCCUCAGUAUUCUGCUCCUUAGAAACGAAUUGGACAGCUGGGCUCAGAAGAGGAGCGAUGGAGGACGCGGGGCGGGCAUUAGCGCAGCCCUGCCCACAGCCCUGCCCGUCGCGGGGCCGGGGCGCUCGGUGGGGCGGAGCGGAGCGGGCGCGGUUCUCCCGGAGGCUGCUGCCGUGCCGGUAGGGCUGCCUGAGCCGCCCCGACCCCGCCGGCUGCCUCUAACUUUCCCGGAGAAGGAUGGCCUCCAAUUUCAACGACAUCGUGAAGCAGGGCUACGUGCGCAUCCGGAGCAGGCGGCUGGGGAUUUACCAGAGAUGCUGGUUAGUAUUCAAAAAAGCUUCAAGCAAAGGGCCAAAGAGGCUGGAGAAAUUCUCAGAUGAACGAGCUGCUUACUUCAGAUGCUAUCACAAGGUUGGUCUUCUAAAUGUCCUGCCUGUCACAGAGCUCAAUAAUGUGAAGAAUAUAUCACGGAUGCCAAAAAGCACAAAGAAGCAUGCUGUUGGGAUCUACUUUAACGAUGACACCUCUAAAACUUUUGCUUGUGAGUCAGACUUUCUGGGCAUUUAUACAGAACUUGAGGCAGAUGAGUGGUGCAAGGUAUUGCAGAUGGAGUGUCUUGGGACAAGAAUUAAUGACAUUAGCCUUGGAGAGCCUGACUUGUUGGCAUCAGGAGUGGAGAGGGAGCAGAAUGAGAGAUUCAAUGUGUAUUUGAUGCCAUCCCCUAACUUAGAUGUGCAUGGGGAAUGUACCUUGCAGAUAACAUUUGAGAAUAUCUGUCUUUGGGACAUCCAGAAUCCCAGAGUCAAACUCGUCUCUUGGCCAUUAAGUGCCCUCCGACGCUACGGACGGGACCCUUCUUGGUUCACCUUUGAAGCAGGGAGGAUGUGCGACACAGGAGAAGGACUGUUCAUCUUUCAGACACGAGAUGGGGAAGCAAUCUAUCAGAAGGUUCACUCGGCUGCUCUGGCCAUAGCAGAACAACACGAGCGCCUGCUGCAGAGCGUGAAAAAUUCAAUGCUACUUGAGUUAGACCUCCCUGCAGAGGCAGCAGUGCUGGCGCAGGAGCAGGGCAGCACGAAGCUUCAGAUGAAGAUGACCGAGCGAGCCGUGUCCCUCAGCACCAUGGUGCCCCUGCCCCGCAGUGCCUACUGGCAGCACAUCACACGGCAGCACAGCACCGGCCAGCUCUACGGCCUGCAAGAUGUCUCAAGCCCUGUGAAGCUCCAUCGGACAGACACGUUUCCAGUCUACAGAUCAGAUCAUCGAUAAAGGGCUGCCAAGAACUUUACAAACUCUUUGUCUUCUGAUGUGCUGCCCUGGUACCGGGAUGACACGGAUGAUGCAAAGCGAGGAUAGAAACACUGAGAAGUGUGGGCUGGAUGGGAAGUUACUGCAAUACAAAGGUGGCGUGUCGUCUUUUGUUUUGUUUUUCUUUCCAACUUUGCCAAAAGUUAAAAUGAUUCUGUAGAAACUGGGGGUGGGAACAAAACCAUCUCACCCUGCAGUGGUUCUUUUCUAUCCUACAGCUGGACAGACAAGUUGCUCCCUAAAUAUUUCCAAAUGUUUUUGUAUGAUACCUAUGUUGUAAAUAGAAGACUUUCCUGUUGUAGUGUGGUUUCAUCCUGUCCGUUACAGCUGUCAUCCUUGUUUGUAAUGCUUAUCUUCAGUUCUUGACGUGACUGUUCAGCAUAACCCCCGACCUUUGAAAUAGUGGCCAGUUUUAAGCAGCUGUUGGAUUUCAAUCUUUUCCUGUUUGAACCCCGAUGGAGACUUGGUUUGUUUCUAUUAAAAGCUCACUCUCUGUU
Messenger RNA from Lagopus muta (rock ptarmigan), 2015 nucleotides. RefSeq names its product docking protein 5 (gene DOK5). Gene Ontology annotation, cellular component: cytoplasm. Gene Ontology annotation, biological process: cell surface receptor protein tyrosine kinase signaling pathway; positive regulation of MAPK cascade. The transcript has 10 exons. The coding region runs from base 448 to 1479 and encodes 343 amino acids. The record is from RefSeq and is a predicted model, not a curated record. Lineage: Eukaryota; Metazoa; Chordata; Aves; Galliformes; Phasianidae.